Molecule: messenger RNA, 1996 nt
Organism: Paecilomyces variotii
Lineage: Eukaryota; Fungi; Ascomycota; Eurotiomycetes; Eurotiales; Thermoascaceae
Product: carboxylic acid transport protein
Exons: 1
Coding region: 215-1762 (515 amino acids)
Biological process (GO): carboxylic acid transport; transmembrane transport
Cellular component (GO): plasma membrane
Molecular function (GO): carboxylic acid transmembrane transporter activity
Source: RefSeq, a predicted model, not a curated record
CUUCACUUUCGACCUUGGCUUUUGACUACUCCAUCGUAUACUCAACCUAUUCGCUCCUUAUUGAUAUAUUACAUAUGCGGAAACGGAUCUUUAUACUAAGUUCUUACUGUUGAUUCCUCGUUGUUUAUAUACCUUUCAGCCCCACCGGCUACUUGUUUCGGUUUCUUGUGCCUCUACGCCUUGAAGAAUUAGCAGAUCUGGCGGCUCAAUAUUGAUGACUGGUCCCGUCGAUGGGGCUGAGGUACCCAUCGUGAAGGGUACCUGGGCUACAGCGAAACAGUCUUUCAGUGACUUGUUCAUCUGGAAACAGCGCCUCCUUGUAACGGAUAAUGGACAUGUCACGACUGAAUGGCGAAGUCCAGAGAAGCUAAGAUACCCCCGAUCACUUCUGCGUCAGCUAUCCUGGAGAGACUGGGCCGUUUUUAUUGUCAGCUUGUUUGCAUGGAUUGCUAGUGCCUUUGACUUACAUGGUCUGGGCAUCCAAAUCACCAAACUCGCGAAACACUUCGGGGAAACUGAGAAAACCAUAUCGGACAGGGUCAGUCUCACGUUGCUUCUUCGCCCUGUGGGCGCCGUUGUGUUCGGGCUCAUUGGUGACAAGUUCGGUCGAAAGUGGCCAAUCGCUGUCAACUUGCUCAUACUGGGGAUCCUGCAAAUCGGAACAGUCAACAGCAAGUCGUUCACUCAGUUUAUUGUCGUACGCUUCCUAUUUGGUAUUUUUGUGGGAGGAAUAUAUGGAAACGCCAUAUCUAUGGCUUUGGAGAACUGUCCGCUUAAUGCCCGGGGUCUCAUGUCCGGUAUAGUUCAGCAAGGAUUCUCGACUGGCUUCGUAUCUGCAGCCUGUAUCAACCUCGUUGUUGGAGAAGAGACUGGACCUUGGGAGACUAUAUUUUGGAUCGGUGCUGGUUUCUCUAUGGGUAUUGCCGCUUUGCAGACGAUCGCACCAGAAUCGAGUCUUUAUAUCAAGUCCAAGAGCGACAUCAACCAUGAAACCCACCGCUCAAUGAGGAUAUUUGAGGCCGUCAAGCAUGCAGCUGUCAGAGAAUGGAGGCUGUUUUUGUAUUGCACGAUCCUCAUGGCAUUAUUCAACUAUUGUCACAACUUCUCACACGACAGCUAUAAGGCAUUUGUGAUGACCAAAAAAGGUCUGGAUGACUCUGAUGCAAGCCAUACUAGCAUUAUCACCAGGGUUGGGGGCUGUCUGGGCGGAGGUGCCACUGGAUAUCUCUCACAGUGGCUUGGUAGACGUCGCGCAAUCAUCCUAACGAUACUCCUUGGGUGCAUUCUUAUUCCCGCCUGGAUCCUUCCAGAUGAGAUGGUUGGGCUAUCUGUCUCUGGAUGUCUCAUGCAGUUCUUCUUGCAGGGCGCAUGGGGAGUAAUCCCAAUACAUCUCAGCGAACUGGCUCCCCCUGGACUACGGUCAACUUUUGUAGGAAUUACCAGCCAGCUGGGUAGUGUUGUCGCUUCUCCUUCCGUGCGUAUAGUUCACGGCAUUGCUGAGAGACACCAUACGAGCGGAGCAGACGGCUCUGAAGUUCCAGCCUAUGGCCCGGCAAUGGCCCUCGCGACUGCGGUGGUUGCUAUGAGUAUAUUUGCCAUCACUGCAAUAGGUCCGGAGAAUAGAGGUUGUCACUUUGAUAGAGCGGAAUUUGCUAAAAGCACGGCUUUCAUUCAGGGUCACGAAGUCGACGAUGAUUCAAGAUGUCAGAAACAACCCGAACACGUUGGUACAAUUGAGUCAUUGACGACGAGUGUUACUUGAUCAGAUAGAGAAUUCUUCGGCGACGUGUGUACAUAAGUAAGUAGUACAUACUUGGAGCUGUGCGAUGGAUUGACUGGGUUGCUUGGUGUUUUCUAGAAGUCGCAUGCUAAUUAGUUCAAUGGAGGUGUAUCGGAAAAAAGGGUCUCAGUGACAGUAUAUGAUAGGAAGCCUAGCGUCCUGAGAACUAAUCAUAGAGUCUCUGAGUGGACAAUUGAAUCUGCUAUAGCCCCUUUA